Molecule: messenger RNA, 9966 nt
Organism: Dermacentor andersoni
Lineage: Eukaryota; Metazoa; Arthropoda; Arachnida; Ixodida; Ixodidae
Gene: Hgsnat
Product: Heparan-alpha-glucosaminide N-acetyltransferase
Source: RefSeq, a predicted model, not a curated record
UGUCACGACACACAUUUGCAUUUCCCGAGCGCCCUCGGCGAUCAUAUGGUCGAAUGGGGCAAUCACAUGCGCGCUGCAGUAGUCGUGAGGUUCGUGCGACAGCGAGUGCCGCAGGCAUAUAUCUGGUGAUUAGUGCGCGGAAGUCGGUCGGUGGCCCGAUAAGCUCACGCAUCAUAUCCGCAAAUGCCCGCUAGCUGCAGCGCGACUUGAGCCAGUUCACUACGUACUCUCCUCCCGUGACGACAGACGGGCCGCGCGCUGCUUGAACUAUGUGUGACAAACUCAAAGUCAAUCAAGCCUGCGUAACCGUUCACUCUGCUUACUUGUACCCUCUCGACCUCUACACGCAGACGUCGGAAUGCUACGAGUGCACGCUCCAGCUAGUCCGCCGUUCACACCAUCAGAGUCGGGACAAUUUCAGCGUGGUCUUGGGCAGCAUCUACGAGACGGAGCUGCAGCUGCGAAGGCACUUUGAUGAGAACCCCUUGCCCAACUGCACUUACCGUAAGUACCUUGGUGAACAUGGCUCAUAUCUGCUGCGUGUCUUGCCCAAUGGCCACUGUGACUGGCAGGUGGUCGAGGAGCCUGUCAACAUCUAUAAUCCACUCAUUGUCAUGGCAGCAGUACUGCUGUUUUUGGUGUUACUCUGGCAAGCCAUGGCCUGCUUCAAGAGGCUUUGCUCUGCUAUUGUUCCACUCGGCACUGUCCCCUCAAACUCUCAGGAAGGCAUACUGGGGACUGCUGUGACAUUUGAAGACGGCCAAGCUGUACCCACUGCACCCCCUAAAAAGCGGCUACACUCUCUCGAUGCUUUCAGAGGGCUCUCGCUGAUGCUGAUGGUGUUCGUCAACUAUGGUGGUGGCAAGUACUGGUUCUUCCACCACAGUCCAUGGAAUGGGAUCACCUUUGCCGACCUGGUCUUCCCAUGGUUUGUGUGGAUCAUGGGUGUCUCACUAGCCAUGACCAUACGGUCACUUCUUCGCAAGUCAGUCACCAAAGGUCGCAUAUUCCUACAAAUUGUGAAGCGCACCGUCAUCCUCUUUGGGCUCGGCAUAGUGACCAACACCCUUUCUGGUGACGUUGAUUUAAGCAUGCUGCGUAUUCCUGGCGUGCUGCAACGCCUGGCCUUCUCCUAUCUGGUGGCUGCCGUGGUGCACCUUCUGUUCGCCAAGCCGCAUGAGGGACACCUGGUGUGGACCCCUAUGCGGGAUGUGCUAGCCUACUGGCCCGAGUGGCUGUUGGCGAUUCCCAUCCUGGCACUUCACUUGGCCCUGACCUUCUUUUGGCCCGUGCCCAAUUGCCCACGGGGCUACCUUGGUCCUGGAGGCUUGCACCAGAACAGCAGUUUUGAAAACUGCACAGGCGGGGCAGCUGGCUUUAUCGAUCGAACAAUCUUUGGCAAGCAGCACAUCUACCAGAAGCCAGAUGUGCAGCAUAUAUAUCACACGCACCUGCCAUAUGACCCUGAAGGUACACUAGGAUGCCUCACGUCCAUAUUUCUCGUCUUCUUGGGCCUUCAGGCUGGCAAAAUUCUGCUCACGUUCCCAGGUUGGAAACCUCGAGUUGUUCGUUGGUGUUGCUGGGGCCUCCUUUGUGGCAUUGUUGCUGGUGUGCUGUGCAAGUUCUCAAAGGAAGAUGGCUGGAUUCCGGUCAACAAAAACCUGUGGUCAGUGUCCUUCAUUCUCUCCACAGCCAGCACAGCCUUCUUUCUUCUGGCUAUCCUGUACUACCUGAUUGAUGUCUGUGGAUGGUGGUCGGGGGCACCACUUGUGUACCCAGGCAUGAACUCCUUGGCCGUGUAUAUGGGGCACGAGAUCAUGCAUGGCGUAUUCCCAUGGGCAUGGCAGUGCCCGGAGUCACAUUGGUGCUACCUGUUUAUGAACCUCUGGGGCACUGCACUGUGGGUGGUCUUUGCAUGGCUGAUGUUCCGCAGAAAGCUGUUCAUCUCUGCCUGAAGGAAUCUCCUCCUCCGUGGUUUCUGCACAGCAUAGACAUUGGCACCCUGGAGUUUCCAUGUCUGUCAUUGUGAACGUUUUGGCGUGCAAAUAUCUUGUGAAGUGUAUCUUGGCACAAAUAUUUGCAUGUGGGCAAUUCCAGAUGGCUACGUCGUGGCACUUUAUGAGAGGUGGGUAUCCAGUGUAUUCAUAAUAUAAGGCACAUAAACUAUUGAUACGUGUACAAAUAUAUACUAGGAUGGUUGUACUCGAAGAGUAGUUGCACUGUGACCUUGAACUUGCAUGUGACCUAAACCUUAUAUAGAGAGAAACAUGCUUGAGAAAGCUCGCACAGCAUAUUCUCGCUGUUUUCAGUGCAAAUAAAGAGAAACAAUUACAGUGUAUAUCUGGCAGGUGUGCUAGCGCAGUUUGUGGUACAGGUUGCGCCUCUUCUCAGUCAUAAAGGAUACCCCUUUGUAACAGUUUUGAGCUGGUUCAUGCUCCGUUGGUUACUUCAACCUGGUAUGAAAGCAGUCACACACAUGGAAUGUUAUUGACCACAGGAAUGCGUCUUGACAUGCAAAAGGUUCAAGACAAUGCACCUGAGAAACAUGGAGGGUGACAUCAACUAGAAUUGCCAUAUGGUAAAGCUAAAAGCUAGACAAAAUCGCGUGUUAAAUCAGUAGAUCAAUGUCACUGUCAGUGCUGGAAUGCUAACUUCCCCAAUUUGCACAAAAGCCAUUGCCUCCAGUGUGCUAUCAAAAUUGCCUGCAUUUUGAAGCGUACAUCUUAAAGGAGAAUUGACAUGUGCUUUCCGUCCCACUUUAGCUUUAAUAGAUAGCCAUCAACCCAGUGUUCUCGGUCAAAAUUCCGAAUUCAUCCAUUGUGCAAAACAUCCCUACCUCAUCCUAUAUCAACCAGUCCAAGAUAUGCACGAAGUGCAGCAUGACUUCAAGGCACUAGUGACAUCAAGACAGUAAGAGGUGGUGAGCAUAUGGUAGCAUGAACCGCUAAUACACAAGUUGGCACGGUGUAGUGGUCUUAUACCACGAAGCCAAGAACCACACAUCCAUCUUCUGUACCAUCAAAUGUUUUCCCUUGUGCCCCAGUUGACGUUGCCCUGCAUUCCAACCAGAAUGAGGGUUCACCGACAUUGCUUCUCCAGAACUCGGCCUGUUCCCCAGACCUUCUUUUCCUUCUCAGUGGGUCCCCUCAUCGCAUGUGGAAUGCACAUUCAGCUUUCAUUGGUAUGGUCUAGGUGUAGCCCAAAUUAAAGAGACUGGUUUGACUGGAGGUGCAAACCAAUGAAUUAUAUCAUAAGAACCCAACAAACACUGACACCAAGGGCAACAUAGGGGAAAUUACUUGUGCUUAAUAAAUGAAAUAAAGAAACGAUAAAUUAAUGGAAAUUAAAGUGGAUGAAAAAACAACUUGCUGCAGGUGGGACCGAACCCACAACCUUCGCAUUCGCGUGCGAUGCUCUACUAAUUGAGCUACCGCGGCGCCGUUUCCCCAUCCACUUUCCUGGGCAUUUAUGUUUCCUAGUAGAACCCUGGAAGUGUUAGCCAGCGCCCCCACUCGUAGACCUUGGCGGCGGAUGUGAAACAUCCUUUCUGCCACAGGCGUCACGAGAACGUGAUCUUUUUGUGUGAAGGCAACCGGUCAAUAAACCCACACAUGUUACCUGAAGGCAUCAGUGUUGCCGGAUUCGAGACCCUCGUUAUGUAAUAAACGAGAGAAAAAGGGGUUAACCGAAACGCGAAGGUUGUAGGUUCAGUCCCCACCUGCGGCAAGUUGUUUUUUCAUCCACUUUCAUUUCCAUUAAGUUAUUGUUUCUUCAUUUCAUUUAUUAAGCACAACUAAUUUCCCCUAUGUCGUCCUUGGUGUCAGUGUUUGUUGGCUUCGUAUGGUAUGACUAAUAAAAAUCGGGCCCCUCGGUUAACCCCUUUUCUUCACACCAAUGAAUUGUAAUACAGCUGAACCCACUUAUAACGAUACCAGUUUUAACAAUACAUCGGUUAUAACAAUGAGAAGCUGCUGCACCAUCAACUUUUGUAUGUUUUCCAUGGUGAAAUAACCCGCCUAAUACAAUGCCCCGACGCUGCAUUAUCGGUUAUGACGAUAAGCCUGGCUGCUGGGUGUCCGAGCCGAAAGGCAGUGAAAUGUGAAAUCCUUGAAAACAAAACAAGAAAACGAGAAAUUCGAGCCGCUGCACGAUAGGCUGCUGUUCCAAAAGCCGCCGCGCGCUCAUUUUCUAGCCAUCUUUGCGCGGCUCUCUCCCGUCACCCUCCACCCCUCCGAACAUGAAUGGGCUGCGCCCAUAGCUCUAGGCCGCCCCACCCUUUGAAACACAAAUGGACUGCGCCAAGUGCGCCACAAGCAGAUAGCUCGCAUGUUGCUCGCUGGCUCUUCAUUCAGUGCAGUUCUGCUAACAGCUUCAUCGCUCGUGUUCGUUUUUGUUGGUUGUGUCGAAGUCGUUCCUGGCCACGCGGUUUUUCAACUUCGCUUGACUCGCCACAGAAAGGGAACAUGGCUGAUCCACCCGCUGAUCAUCGGCAAUGCACGCCGUUGCCGGUGAAAAGGAAGUGCACGGCUAUAGAUUUACGAAUUAAGUGCUUCUAACCGAUGAGACUAUCACUGUACACAUACUUGCGUUGGAUAGCGACGGCGACGACGAUAGCGAUGACGUGGUAGGGCAGGCUGCCUCAACGUUGUCCUCACAGGAGGCCCGGCAUGAUUCAGUCCCUCCGGGGCUUCCUUUUCACGAGGAACCUUGCGCUGCACUACGUGGAGCGCUUGGAUGCCUUGAAGGAGGAUGUCGGCAUGCUUUGCGUAAAGCAUGCAUGGCUGACAGACAGACUUUUCUCGUGCAAGCCAGGGACAAGUACGUGGUGAGAUGCUUGUGGCAAAAUCUCCUCAGCAUUUCUUCUGGAUUUCUCAAGCUGACAGGCUGUCGCGGCAGCCUUCUCGCAAUUUUUAAAAGGCCCCUUUUGGGGCCACCAAAGUGAUGCCUCGGCGGUGCUCGCAUAUCGUUUGCCAACCGUGACACCUCUUUGCAGUUGUCAUAGCAGUGUCAUUAUUUAACACCGACAGCCGCGGCUUGUUACAUGCGGUCGGAGCGCCCAGGAAGCAGUUAAUCGAGUGAACACGAUCAGCAGCCGGGCGGAGGAAGGUGGUGGGGAGGGGCACUGGCCUCCCUGUCUAUAUAGUUUUCUCAUAUCAGCUCUGCCAUCCCCCUAUUUUGAUUUUUUCAUGCAACCCGGUUGUAACAAUUAUCGGUUAUAACAAUGGAAUUUUCGUUGCACUUUAAUAUUGUUAUAAGUGGGUUUAACUGUACCAUGUGAUCACUACCUUUGACUGCCGUUAUCGCACCACCAGCCUGACACUUCUCUGCAUCCUGUUGGCAUUCUGAACUUGCCAAUGUAAACGACAAUAUUUUUUUUAAUGCUAGAUCUGAGGCCUGAUCCUGUCAUCACUGGGCCAACAGCUAGCUAAUAUAGAAAGAAGAAAAGGUGACAAAAAGUUGUGCCAGUAUCCAUUCAAAGGUCCACUUUUUUAAAACCAUUACCAUGCAAUGUUGAUGUCACUAUCCCAAAAAGAAUGUAACAAGGUGUAGUCCUUCACUCAUACUUCCUGAGGAGUUGCUCAUGAGAUAGGAUUGUCCUAUGUAAGCUGUGCAUUUUUGAGCUUCGUCUUUCUGCUGUUCUACCAGUGUUUUGGUACUUGUCCUUGCUCAGGUUCAUCCUUGGGUGCAUCUACAAUCUUUAUUAUAAGUUUCGAAUCCACUCUGUGGGUCACGAUAUAUGUCACUAAGCCCUGUUGCAGUGCUCCUGUAGCAUGCUCAGCACUCAGAAGCUUAGGAGAGCCAGUGACACUGUCCCUCUCAACCUGUGACGCUUUUGAGGGGCAAGAGGGGCACCACUGUGCAAGCUAACAACAGGUUCGACCACACAUUCACUGGCUUUUAAACUUUUGACAACAGCUGUACAAAGAUAAGUUAGCUGAACUGCAUGCAUCGAGUUGCAGUCUUGUUUGGAGAGACUGGCAAGAUCAGUGCGAGCUGCAAGAUAAAAGCCACAGCCACGACAUGCCCCUGGACAAGCAGAAUGGAGAAAGGUGUGACUUGUGCAGCCCCACAGUUGAUGACUCUAACAUAACUGUUUCCUUGAUUUUGAGAAUUCUGUAAUUUAUUUAGUUCACAAGUCAGGUGCACAGUAAUAGGCUUUCUAUCCUAGACUAGAAGUGAAAAGAAGGUGCGCUACCUAGAAAGGGGCUGAUUGCUUCCCAAAUACCUUCUGUUGCUUUAUUUUGUCUUCAGAGGCAGCAGCAUCAGUUCGUAUGAGUUGCAUAGCUUGGUUGCUUAUGGUAGGCCACUGUUCUCAGUUCGUAGCCUUUCAAUAAUGCAUAUAGCUUCAGCUGACUGUCGUAGUACCUUUAAAAAAAGAAGGAAGUGGCGUAAAAUGCUGAGGGACUGUGAUGCUUCUUGGGAUGGAAGAUACCAAUUGAGAGAGUAUAAUGGGUGUAUUGGUAAUCCGUACUUUCAGUAGGCCAGUGCACAUUCGAAAAGGAUGCAGACUGAUGAAGUGACAGGGACAAAGGGCUAAAUAUGGGCUUCAUCCUUGUUACAUUUGUUUGUCUUCAUUGAUUUCAAUGUGCGCCGGCCUGCUAAAAGACUCCUUGCGACAUUGCUCUCAGAUAUGUUGUACUUUUACACACCACCUUAUGAUGUGUUACAACUACUGUUAAUUAUGAUAGUAUCUAUGUGGAGGUCCUGAUCACCAGGGCCACGGAUUUGAAACUUACAGGUGCAGGUAACUUCCCUGUUAGCUUCAUUUUGUAGUUUUUUUGCUUUGUCCAACCAGUCCGUAUGGAAUGCUGGUAAAUGGUGCUACACUUCGUAAUAUGCAAAAUAUCAGAAAGCAAGUACUCAAGAAGUGCAGGAACCUAAGCUUUUUAUUUCCCUCUCUCUCUCCUUUUUUAAUUGGUAUCAAACAGUGCAUUGGCCUAUUCACAAGGUUAGUGGUUAGUGAACAAUAUCAAUUACUAGAUAUCAAUGUUGAAUGACUGUUGUUUAUAAGCAGCUAGUUUUGGAUAUAUUCUCCUUUUAAAUAAAAACAACUGAACAACGGCGUCUCUUGCAGCAAGGUCAUCUGCCUUAACAGAUGCAAAGAACACUCGGUAAGCAUUUUGUACAGCAAGCUCCACUGUUUUACUUUGUGGAAGCAAAAAAGGCACCCAUUAUGCGCCAGAGCUUUUGCAUGUCAUCGAUGAUGCACAUCGCCAUAAUGGUGGUGUGCAAGAGCAUGCUGUGAAGCAGCGAUAUGAGUUGUGCAGCCCAGCAGUUGAUUUUGAUAUGACACCACCACCCUCAACCUUAUUUUGAACUCCAUUCUCACCAUAACUAGCUAAGCUAGUUGCAUUGUUCGAGUGUAUAGUGUUAUUUAGGAAGACAGUACACUGUCAGUAGGAAGCAAAAGCUACAAUGGUAUCAUAGACGGUGCACAUUGGUGUAUAUCUAUUGCCCUGUGGUAUGCUAUUGAGGUUAGGGAUAGGUGCUGCAUUUUCCUUUUUAUUUUGGGUCUGCAUAUAUGCAAGAGAGAGAGAGACCUUUGUUUUGCCUCAGUGUGCGGCGAAGUUGUAGUGAAUAGGCUUGUGCUCUGUGUUGCAAUACAAGGCUUUCUCUGGUCAUUUCAGGAUUGAAGUCAGUGUAUUUUUCAAGUUUCCGGUGCCAAAUACCACUCAGCUGGUCAUGUGAAAAACCUCAAAGUAGUAGUUUGAUUUGUAAUGGCAGUCUUGUCAACUCUGCUUAUGGCCAGUCUACUUAAAGGCGAUCUUAAUUUUUUUGUUGGCCACUUUAUAUGUCUUAUUCCUUCUUUCAUUAUGUAGAGCUCAUGCAUGCAGCAGCUGAUGUAGAAUUUCUUUCUCUCUUGUUUUUCCUUCUUUUCCUUUAUCAUGUACAAUAACAGACAUGUGAAUUUGCUCAGGCUUUUCAUGUGCCACGGCGGCCGCAUUUCGAUGGGGGCGAAAUGCGAAAACACCCGUGUACUUAGAUUUAGGUGCACGUUAAAGAACCCCAGGUAGUUGAAAUUUCCGGAGCCCUACACUACGGCGUGCCUCAUAAUCAGAAAGUGGUUUUGGCACGUAAAACCCCAUAAUUAAAAAAAAAAAAGCUUUUCAUGUGGCUCUCCUAAUUAAAUGCAUGGAAUGCUUUGUUUUUAUGUUGUUGACUCCAUCAGUUCGGCUGUAACUUGGUACACCAAGUAGUCUGUCAUUAUAAUCUGCACUAAUGUUUUUGUAUCUGUGCAGAAUAGAAAGAAAAGACAUAACUCUUAGAAUGGUUCAAGGCAUGCAAAUAUAAUAUAGUUGAUCUUUUUAAAACUUGGACUCAGCCAUUUGUGCUCGGAAGGCUUGGUGAACUCGCCUGAAAGGUUUAACUACUGCACAUGUGAUGCAGUUUAGGGUGUCGUUUCAGUAUUCUGAAUACACCCUAGCCUGUCUCUAUUUGCAGUGUUGGGACUGUAAAGUUGGAAUUUCAAAAAUGUUAGGGUGUACAGUAUGUGGCGGUUAUUUUAUUGCCCACUGCAACACCCUAAAGCUUUCACUUGGUGCAGUUAAGCUGAUGUUUACUCUUUCGAUCUCGUACUGAAUGGUGUACUGUAUUGUGCAUUGUGCAUUUAUACAUAACUCUUAAGAUCAAACUAAUGGGAUAUGCUUGCUCUGGAAGAGAAAAAGUAACUGGUUAAAACUGGUGUGGUGAUUUUGCUGAUACUUUGAGCAGAGCUUCCCAUAGAAUGACAGAGUCCAUGAGAGAGACUAGACCUUGCUAUAUUUUUUCACUUUACCUAUUUUUUACUUUCUUUUGUUUGUUUCUGUCUUGCUGUUAUUGACUGACUAGAUUAUGAAAGGGUGCUGCAGUUCUAUUGGACAAAUUGAGCUCUUUAUUUUAUUUUGACUUGUCCCUAUGGACCUUAUUAAAGUUUUUCCAUCCAUCCAUUGCUCUGGUGCAAAUCUGUUUGCUGUUGCUUGAAUUGUUCUACACUUACACCAACACACACAUACAUGCACGCACACAUAUAUAGUAAGAUUAGUGAAGUUUUUUUUUCUAGACUGCAGAGACUAAGUAUACUUAGCGCCACAUGCAGAGCUUUUGUUUGUAUCUUUUGCGAUAGCUGCUAUUUAUAUGAUGCCUAACACUGCCAUGUCGAUGUGUUAUGUCUGGCAACUGCAGUUUCACUUGAGCUUACAAUACUUUACUGCCAGACUGCUGUUUUUACCCAGAAAGCAUUCUGUCGGUAGUUGGGAGUGGUGUCAAUCUUCUAGAGUAGUGCCGUGAUAGGUGACAGUGUCUGCCUUGAAAUAUUUUUGUUUAUGCUGUUCAUGCCAUAGACUGCAAGAAUAAUAUUCCUCCACAUUUUCAGAAUGUUGGCAGCAGAGUUUAGUGCUCCAUGUUGUUUACUGCUGUCCGAGUAAUGCCUAAAAUAGUGUUAUCUAAAGCCUGCUAAGUGUUAUUCCUGUUAAGACAUUUCUUGUUGCCCAAAGUUGGAAACAAAUAUUGUUAUUGUAAUUAUUUUCACAUUACCUAAAGCACUGAAAGCACUGCAACUGCCUUGUGGCUAUUAUGUUUGUGAGAAUUUGUGACUGUAGGUCUAAUGCUUUUCACCAGUUUCAUGUCCUGUGUGCCCCAAUCAUAUUCUUGGCUGCACUGUUAACUAAAGUAUAGUGUGCUUCAGUUCACAAAAUUUUUGCAUGUGUGUCUCCUGUCAGUCUGCAUUAUGGGCUGUGGCUUUCUGCUUGCCCAAUUUUUUUAAAGUUUAAUUUGUAUUGGCCUUUUUCUUACGACCAUGUGUUGCACAAUGGAAUUCAGAUGUGUGUCAGCUGAUACAGAUGUUGAAAGUUUAUGAAGAAUUUAUGGUGUACAGAUUAUUGAAAGGCAUAUGGAACGGAAACAUAUUUUUAGCUAUUUCAAUAUGUCUAGAAGUUCUCCUUCUCUGUUACAGUUUCUUCCUCUGAAUAAACCGAAUUUUGCAAUGGA